CUUUAUUUAUUGACAUCUGUCAAGUCAGCGUUUUCGGAUAUCAAAAUAAUAUUUCUAAAAAAUUAUUGCCAAUCAUUUGAAGUAUAAUUUUAAAUGCAAUGGAAAAAUGGAUAAUUUGUCGUAUAUGUUUAAAACCUUCUGCAAAUAUGACAGAAAUAUUUCGAAAGAAUAACAAUGAAGAAAAUAUAGUUGAGGACAUAAAGGAAUGUGGUGGAAUAGUGUUAAAUAACGAAGAUGAUCUACCAAAGAAAAUUUGCAGCAAAUGCUUAAAAUUGUUAAAAAUAUCACAAAAAUUUCGGAAGCUAUGCCAAAUAUCGGAACAAAAGUUGGGUGUACAACAGCAGGAACUACAAAAUAUAACAGAUAUAAAAAAUGUAAGCAGUAAACCGAAUGAGGCGGAAAGUGAGGAUGAGCCUAUUAUUGUAUCUGCAAAAAUAAAAGAGGAACCUAAUGCAGAUGACACGGUCAAGGAAACAUAUGAGAUCAUAGUAUCUGAUUAUGUGACCGAAAUGUAUGUGGGAGAGACGGAUGUUGGUUGUGAGUUGGAUAAUAUGCCAAGUGAAGAUGAUGAAUUUUUACAAGAAGAAACAAACUUCACCACAGAAGCAUCAUAUUUAGCAUCUAAUAGCAAUGACUAUGAACCGUAUGAUGAGAGUCAAAGUAGUGAUUAUGGAUUGGAACAAAAUAGCGACAUUAUUAACAGAACUGUAAGCGAAACUGAAUUGCAAAUAACAUCUGUACAAGUUAUGCCCACUACGUUUAAGAAAAAAAUAAGUAAAGAAAAUAAAUCGGAAACAGGAAGUACACAAAAGACACCAGCCAAACGCAAACAGGCACUGAAAUCGUAUCCAGCGCACAUUUGUUGCCAUUGUGGAAACAUUUAUAAUGAGAAAUCUAAAUUGACAGCUCACAUGAAAUAUCACAGAAAAGACAAACCACAUGAAUGCGAAAUUUGUCACAAACGUUUUACUCACACACCACAAUUGGCGCGCCAUAUGAACUCUCAUACAGGCAAUCGCCCUUUUAAAUGCAAAUAUUGCAGUGCUGCUUUUACAGAUCCCUCAACAAAAAUUAAACAUGAACGUAUACACACUAAUGAACGACCUUACAGUUGUACAAUCUGCAAUAAGAGCUUUGCCUACUCAAAUGUCUUGAAAGUGCACAUGAUGAUGCAUAGUGGUGAAAAACCUUUCAGUUGCGAAACUUGUGGCAAAAAAUUUGCUCAAGUUCAUCACAAAAAAGCACAUGAACGUACACACAAGAAGGGAAUCCUUUUUAUAUGCCCCGAUGAUAUGGAUUGAUGCAGAUCAUUGUGUAAGUUUUCUAUGAACAGUCAUCGCCUAUGUAUCAAUUUCUAUAAAUUAGUUUAUUUAUUAUUUUGCAUGCUUCUAGCUCAGGUCACUUAUUUAUAGAUAAUAACAAUGCCAUACAAAACAAAUCCCCAUUAAAAUUUUUAAAUUUGAUCGUACAAUGGCGAUUUAGUCUACAGCUAACCUCGAGUUAAAGAAUUGUAUUAAUUUGCUCUCUAAACCCUGUUGCAGUCUAUUUAAUUUGAGUUAUAGAAAAUUCGAGUUAUAGAAGUCGAGUUAUGGAAGUUUCACUGUAUAUAAAAUACAAUGCCAACAAAUACUUUGUCUUCAGAGAACACAUGACAUAACUUGAAUAUUUUAAAUAAAUUACGAUUCAAAGUGUUAUAAGCACUUCUCAUUACACUAACUAAUGUUCGUUUUUAGUUCCAAAUUCAAUUACAAUCUGCUAGCGAAGAAACGCAAAAAAUGCUGCUUAUGCUUUUGCCGAAUAUUUUCUUUUGUUUUUUGUCUAGUAAAAUUGCAAAAAUUUUCUAGCAUUAUCACACAAUUUACUAUAGCUGCCUUCCUUCCUUUUUUUCUCGCAAUUUUUCAGUUAAAUUUCUGAUAGCAGCUGUUCUAUAUAAUGUGAGUGCAUUUUUUAAAGUCCUCCUUCCGUAAGGAAUCGAAAACUUUUAAAACAAAUGUGGAGUGUGUUUAAACACUUUAGGUUCAUUUCGUAAAUUAUCUUAAGCUUGUAGUGUGAACGGCAUAUUAGUAUUACGAAUUUUGGCUAAAAACGUUAGACAUCUAUACAUAAGUUGUCCGUGCUUCUAGUGUGCAGAAAUGAAUGAGAAAUAUAGUUAAGUAUAAUUUCAUAAGAUAUAUGAAUAAUAAAAAAAUUAGAUUUGUGUGUCAAAUAGAAUAAAAUACAUAAAUUUAAUGAA
Messenger RNA from Teleopsis dalmanni, 2233 nucleotides. Its product is annotated as zinc finger protein 91-like. Lineage: Eukaryota; Metazoa; Arthropoda; Insecta; Diptera; Diopsidae. The record is from RefSeq and is a predicted model, not a curated record. Gene Ontology annotation, cellular component: nucleus. Bases 99 to 1301 code for a protein of 400 amino acids. Gene Ontology annotation, biological process: regulation of transcription by RNA polymerase II. The transcript has 6 exons. Gene Ontology annotation, molecular function: RNA polymerase II cis-regulatory region sequence-specific DNA binding; DNA-binding transcription factor activity; zinc ion binding.